Molecule: messenger RNA, 2053 nt
Organism: Hylaeus anthracinus
Lineage: Eukaryota; Metazoa; Arthropoda; Insecta; Hymenoptera; Colletidae
Product: protein phosphatase 1 regulatory subunit 14B
Exons: 5
Coding region: 268-648 (126 amino acids)
Biological process (GO): regulation of phosphorylation
Cellular component (GO): cytoplasm
Molecular function (GO): protein serine/threonine phosphatase inhibitor activity
Source: RefSeq, a predicted model, not a curated record
AUUUGUUCGCCUUGAAAUUGCACCAUAUCGAUCGCAAGUCGAUUGUCGCGAAUAGAUCGAAAGUUUUCGAGCUCGCGAUAUUACUGAAUUAGAGAAUAAUCGUGUGUAUCUGGUGGUAAUACUGGCUAGUGGAAAAAUGCUAACACUCUCUGCUACCUUUAGAAAAGUUUAUUAUUCGUAAGGAUUCUGGUAUUGCGAUACUGUUGCGGCUUGAAUAGUAUUAAUCCUGAAAUAGAGUGAAAUAAAGCCAGAGCGAGUAAUUUUAUAAUGGAAGGAGGUGGGGUACUUACCGCUGAACGUAGCCCGGCACGCGCGAAUCUACAUGUAGCAUUCACAGAGAAAGGAGAAGUGAAAGAACGCAGAGAGAAAUUCCUGACAGCCAAGUAUGGGUCUCAUCAGAUGUCUCUUAUUCGUAAAAGACUGGCAGUGGAAAUGUGGUUGUUUGAUGAACUAGAAAAAUUAUACGAAACAGUUAAUGACAGUGGUAAAAAUCGAGAAGUCGAAAUCGAUAUAGAUGAACUUCUUGAUAUGGAUAGCGACGAUCAUAGACGAAGAUUUCUGCAAGAACUACUGGUCGAUACCAAAAAGCCUCCACAUGAUAUAAACAAAUUCAUUAAUGAUUUACUCGAAAAAGCUAAAACACUUUGAAGAAGUUUCACGUUCUUCUUAACACUUACGUGUUUGCAAGGACUUUUUUGAAGCAUUAACAAAUUUGCUCAGAUUUGGAACGAGUCAAAGACAUAUUCAAGCCUUAACGAGUUGCGCACGUACAACUCAAAUGCCAAUUUAUCAUUACUUGGAUAGAACUUAACGGGGAAAAACAUUAAAAUGACUCUGCACAUUUUUAUUCUAGCGUGUAUUAUUUCAUAUUGAAAUCGUAAGCAUUAGUAUCUGACUUAUCUCAGUGCAAUGGCUAACUUUGUUAGUUAUUUGUGUGCGCAUCGCAUAUCAAGUAAUAAACCUCACAGUACACAACUGCCUUGCUGUACGAUCCAUCCAAUGUGAUGUAUAAUAGAAAAAGUUUGUUCUUCUACACUCUAGUUUUGUAUGCCUUCUAUACUCCAAUCAUUCGUAGUAAUAUUUAUGUUGUUAAGGAUCGACUAACAAUGCUUCCAAACGUUGUAACUAUACCAAAUGAUUUCUAUACAUAUCCUAUGUUUAUCGAAUUAUCCCAACUGAGAAUACGAUUGGGUUCUAACAGUUAAUAUUCCUAUGUUCUAGUAGUAUAAUCAAUUAACACGAUUUUAUUUAUUUUAGAAAAUACUUUAAGGGAGUAAUAUGAACAAAUUUCGCAUCGAAUGCUUGUACGAAUUAAAGAAGAAAUCUGUUUGAUAAUAUUACGUAGCAAAAGCGUGUAUGUUUCAGAUGAUUUUAUCGCUGGCAUAGUAAUUAAUUAAAACGUGGAAAUGACACCUAUUGUUGCUGCCCUACCGAAUCAGUAUUGAAAAUUACUCUGCUAUCGGUUCCUUUAAUAUUUAUAAAUAUUUAGCAAUCUUAGAUCUAUUAUUACAUUUUUUUUAAUUACUUUGUUACUUAUAUAAUUAUGUUAUAAAUUCCACGAUUUAAAAUUUUUAUUUAUGACGUACCUGUUAUACUUUUUUAAAUUAUAAAACGUACCAAUUUUAAAGAAUCAUUAAAGAGAGUCGUUGUCACGAUAGUAUGCAAUUAUAGGUGACAUUUAUACGGUUUAUCGACUGUCAUUUACCAUCAACAAUCAUGUAAAAGAGGAAGGAAGCAAACUUGACAUAAACUUCCGAAAACACACAGAUCUCUUACACCGAAUGUAUCUCGAAUUAUUACUUAAUAUUGUACCAAAAGACUGCACAAAUGGAAUUUACCUUCCUCUCAAAACUAGAUGCGUACAGAAAUUACACGACAAAUAAGAUAUUACGAUGGAUAUAUCAUUAAUGAACGUAUACAUAGUAUCGGAUGUCGAACGAACUGAGAAGUUGGCAAACACACUACGCAAAAGGAACUUUUGUGUUCACGUUGGAUAGAAUGUAAAGCAAUACCAAAAAUGUGAUCACUUUGCAACACGUCUUGGCAACACAAA